UUCUCUUUUAGCUGUUUCCCGUAAUGUAAGUGACUUAGUUGGACGACAUUUUGUUAGUCCUUAGUGUAUUAUCGUGUGGUGUUGUGUCAAAUGCCGUAGGCCCACAACCCACCAAACCCAAAAAAAAGUGCAUAAUUGAUCAAAAACACAAAAAAAUAUUAAAAGUAUUCAUGAAAACCCCAAAAAAAUCGUAAAAUAGUGAAAACCAAGUUAACGAUAAUAGUAAAUAUUUUCGUGUCGACGGAAGCAUUUGAAGCGAUUUACAGUUGUGCAAGGUUGUUCCACGGCUUAGAAAAAUGAAUGCGGGUGCCCCCAAUUAUCCCAUGGCGUCUCUGUACGUCGGGGAUCUACAUACUGAUAUAACUGAGGCUAUGCUUUUCGAGAAAUUCUCGACUGCUGGACCCGUUCUAUCCAUCCGCGUUUGCAGGGAUUUGAUAACCCGUCGUUCUCUUGGCUAUGCCUACGUGAAUUUUCAACAACCUGGUGAUGCUGAAAGGGCUUUGGAUACCAUGAAUUUUGACUUAAUAAAAGGACGUCCCAUUAGGAUUAUGUGGUCCCAACGUGAUCCAUCUCUGCGUAAGUCUGGGGUUGGAAAUGUGUUUAUCAAGAAUUUGGACCGUUCCAUUGAUAACAAGGCCAUGUACGAUACUUUCUCUGCUUUCGGUAAUAUACUUAGCUGUAAAGUUGCCCAAGACGAAAAUGGCACGAGCAAAGGGUAUGGCUUUGUUCAUUUUGAGACCGAAGAAGCUGCCAACAAGUCAAUUGAGAAGGUGAAUGGAAUGUUACUGAACGAGAAGAAAGUGUACGUCGGGCGUUUCAUCCCCCGUAAAGAAAGAGAAAAGGAACUAGGAGAAAAGGCUAAGUUAUUCACUAACGUUUACGUCAAAAAUUUCGGUGAAGAAUUAACCGAGGAACAACUACGUCAAAUGUUCGAGCAAUUUGGGGCUAUAACAAGUUACAAGAUUAUGAGCAAAGAUGAUGGAAAGUCUAAGGGAUUUGGAUUUGUUGCAUUCGAGACACCAGAGGCUGCUGAGGCAGCUGUAGAAACUUUGAAUGGUAAGGAAUUAGUUGAAGGAAAAUUACUCUACGUUGGAAGGGCUCAGAAGAAAGCAGAGCGUCAGCAAGAGCUCAAGCGAAAAUUCGAAGCGCUGAAGCUCGAGCGAUUAAACCGGUAUCAAGGUGUGAAUUUGUAUGUCAAGAACCUUGACGACACCAUUGAUGAUGAGCGAUUACGCAAAGAAUUUUCGCCCUUUGGUACUAUCACUUCUGCUAAGGUGAUGAUGGAGGAGGGUAGAAGCAAAGGUUUCGGCUUUGUAUGUUUUUCAUCCCCCGAGGAGGCAACCAAGGCUGUUACAGAGAUGAAUGGUAGAAUUGUGGGUACUAAACCGUUAUAUGUGGCACUUGCUCAAAGGAAAGAAGAUCGUAAAGCACAUCUUACAUCACAGUAUAUGCAGCGAAUGGCAAAUAUUCGUAUGCAUCAAAUCGGGCCAUACAUGCAACCCGGAGCCCAAAGCUAUUUUGUUCCAACUAUGCCGGCUCCGCCUCAAAGAUUUUACGGCGCAGCACAAGUGGCUCCAAUAAGAAGCAGUCCAAGAUGGCCAGCUCAGGCCCAAGUAAGACCAGGCACUCAGGGCGCCGCUGCGGCCUAUUCCAACAUGCAGCAGAAUGCCUAUAGGGCAGCUGCACGACCACCAAACCAGUCUGCUGCUAUGCGUAACAGCAUUAGCAACAUGCCACGCCCAAUUACUGGACAACAACCACCAAACAUACAAGGACGACCACUCGGAGGACAAGGUGUCGUGGCAGCCACAGCUAACCGGCCAUCGACUUACAAGUACACACCCAACAUGCGUAAUCCACCUCAGGGACUCGGAAUGACUAAUGCUGCUCCUGUGCAGCAGGCCGUACACAUACAAGGUCAAGAACCCCUCACCGCCACCAUGUUGGCAGGAGCAACACCACAGGAACAGAAGCAAAUGCUAGGUGAACGUCUGUUCCCGCUUAUCGAACGCAUGUACUCUAAUCUGGCGGGUAAAAUUACCGGUAUGUUGUUGGAAAUCGACAACUCUGAGUUGUUGCACAUGUUGGAACAUAAUGAGUCUCUCAAGGCGAAAGUGGAAGAAGCUGUUGCUGUCUUACAGGCUCAUCAAGCCAAACAGCAAAUCAAAAAAGAGUAAAACUUGCAAAACUCUAAAAAAAAUGUUAAAAGUCCAACCAACCAAAAGCGUGAAUAAUUAGAGAGCAUCUUAAUAACUGUAAGCUCAUACAUUUCGUGCUCUUUGUUUUUGGAUACUGGUUGAAAUUGAACUGUUCCAUAUUCAUACUUUUCUUGAUUUUUCCUUAUUUUUAUUAACUAUGAUGCCUACUUUAUAUUGUAUCUCUCGUUUUAAUGAUUUUGGUUUAUCGGACAUUUUUCUGGGAAAUAAAAUUUUAAAAAUGUAA
Molecule: messenger RNA, 2442 nt
Organism: Coccinella septempunctata (seven-spotted ladybird)
Lineage: Eukaryota; Metazoa; Arthropoda; Insecta; Coleoptera; Coccinellidae
Gene: pAbp
Product: polyadenylate-binding protein 1
Exons: 3
Coding region: 297-2177 (626 amino acids)
Cellular component (GO): ribonucleoprotein complex
Molecular function (GO): RNA binding
Source: RefSeq, a predicted model, not a curated record